AUGUCUACACCACCGACCUUCUCAUCGGCCGUCUUUCCCACAAGCCUCUACAUCGCAACCAUUGUACUAUACUCCAUCCUUAUCGUACCUACCUGUUACAUCUGGCGCCGCCAUGGCAGACCGGGUUUCCUAGCUUAUAACUUCGUUUAUGCAUUCUGCGCCAUCCGCAUUGCUGGCGGUGCGCUGUCAGUCGUCGCUGUCCACAAUCCCGAUCUCGAAACCAGUGCUACCAUUGUCAAUAGCUUGGCAAUCUCACCACUACUUCUUGCUGACCUUGGAUUCUUGCACCAGGCACGCAAUGCUCGUAUUGCGGAUCUGAAUCCAAGGCGCGAGUGGAUGUUUGUGGGUGUUUUGCAUGGUCUAGUGACUACGGCUAUUGUGCUGGUGGUCAUUGCUAUUGUCAAUGUGGUCAAAGGUGUAUCGACAACCCAAGACUCUGGGCUCAUCAAAGCCGGUCUGGCUGUUUUGGUGGUGGCAUAUGUGGUUUUGCUCGCUUGGACGACAAGUUCUCUGCGCCACCCUGCUCGAUCAACGAAUGAGACUUUCAUCGAUGGGACAGUGGUAAGUUUCCUUGAACCCUACUUUCUCUCUGCACAGUGCUGA
Molecule: messenger RNA, 603 nt
Organism: Aureobasidium vineae
Lineage: Eukaryota; Fungi; Ascomycota; Dothideomycetes; Dothideales; Saccotheciaceae
Source: the annotation of a GenBank genome assembly